CUCCAGGCCCUAGUAGGCCCCAGUUUGCACACCUUAAAAAACACUAUGAAGCUAGCUCUGUGGGUAGUGCUGUUUUUUGUGUACGAGACUGGCGCUAGGUCCAGGUUCGAUCCAAACAAGGUUGUAGUGAAGGCAGAAGCACCUGUCUAUGAUGGAUGGAACUUCACGCUGGAAGAAACGUUCGUGUCCGAUUUGCAGGAGUUAUCGGCGUGUCGCUGGGAUCUCAGGGCGUUACAGGGGGAGGCAGCUCACCUUGAUACCAGUCCCGAGGCACUUGGGCAACAGUGGGCGGAAGAAGGAACAGCUGGAUCUCCAGAAUGUCCGAAGCCACCACCAUUGAACAACACGAUUGUGACUAGAGACGGAAACGAGGCUUGGUAUUCUUGCAAAAACAACUUCCGUUUCCGAGGUACAAGCCAAUCAGCUUCUUGCAGUGCGGACGGAGAGUGGAAGUUUUUGUCCAACAAUUUGGGAGUUUGUUCUCGAACAGUGUAGCAAUAAAAGUGCUUUGAUAUGUUA
This is a messenger RNA of Haliotis rufescens (red abalone), 519 nucleotides long. RefSeq lists its product as uncharacterized. The transcript is spliced from 2 exons. The record is from RefSeq and is a predicted model, not a curated record. Bases 46 to 495 code for a protein of 149 amino acids. Lineage: Eukaryota; Metazoa; Mollusca; Gastropoda; Lepetellida; Haliotidae.